CAUUCAAGACACUUCAACCCGUCAUCUCGAGGCCUCGGGCACGACUGUUGUCAAUUCGUUUUAAUCCCUAUAAUGACCGGACAAUAAAUCCUUGAUAUAGGCGCGUUUGCGCCCACUCUCAUUUACCCUCGAACCCCAGGCCGGCUUCUCAAAAUGGCGAACCCUCCUUCCUCCGACCCCUUCCUUGAAGUGCAGACCGACGUGCAGUCCACGCUCCAAAGUACACGGCACCUAUUCUCCAGCUACCUCCGCAUCCGUACGCUGUCGACGUCUGCCACCUCUCCAGAAUUGCAGCAGUCGCGCUCAGAGCUGCGUUCCAACCUCGAAACACUAACAGCAGAUCUCGCGGAUCUGUUGGACAGCGUCAAGGCCGUGGAGUCUGAUCCGUACCGCUUCGGCCUAGAUGUCGCGGAGGUACAACGAAGGAGGCAGUUUGUGCAAGAUGUGGCUGACGAGGUGGAUGGGAUGAGGAGGGAAUUGGAAGGCGUCACUACAGAUACACACGUCGCCGGAGGAGUAUACCCUACAUCGACCACUACUGCGCCCGGCGGAGGCAGCAGCACCACAAGAGGACCUAACGGGAGACUACCAAAUCCCUCGUCCUUUGAAGAUGAUCACGAUGACGAAGACGACGACGACCCCUACGGGGCCUUCGAGACUCAGCAGCAAGAGAUGAUGAUGCGCGAACAAGACGAACAACUUGACGGCGUUUUCCAAAGUGUCGGCGUCUUGCGUGGCCAGGCAGAAGACAUGGGCCGCGAGCUAGAGGAACAAGGUGCCUUGCUAGACGAGGUGGACACGCUGGCAGACCGGGUGGGUGGGAAGUUGAGCGUCGGAGUGAAGAAAGUGGGCGAGGUGAUUAGACGGAAUGAAGAUAGCGUGAGCAGUUGCUGCAUUGGCGUUCUGAUUGUGGUUUUGGUGAUAUUGUUGAUUCUAGUAAUUGUCAUUUGAGAGCAAAGGCGGCCCUAACUUUCGGUUGGACAUCUCCAGAACCGAUGAGCAUACCUGAAUGCUACGCGGUUGGUUCUUGCUAAGGACCACAGCGUUGGAGGGAAAUCAGGAAUCCUGAACGCCUGAAGACGACCCCGACCAGACCCCGACCAAACAGACGGCGUUUGAGGGAAGCCGCUGAGCCCAUCCGUGGAAACCCGAAGAGAAGCAGAAGCCUCUUAACAAGCUUCUUCUGUGGACGACGAUAUCCCAGCCAUAUCCAGACGACCGGGACUAACAUUUCAACCAUUGCGCGGCUUCUUGUGCGGUCUGUGGUCAUCCUCCUCUGCCUCCACCAAUUCCGGAGCGUCGUCAUCGUCACCAUCGUCAUCAUCCUCAUCGUCGUCAUCGUCGUCAUCGUCGUCAUCGUC
This is a messenger RNA of Cladophialophora immunda, 1361 nucleotides long. RefSeq lists its product as uncharacterized. The record is from RefSeq and is a predicted model, not a curated record. Bases 154 to 951 code for a protein of 265 amino acids. The transcript has a single exon. Gene Ontology annotation, molecular function: SNAP receptor activity; SNARE binding. NCBI's taxonomy places the organism in Eukaryota, Fungi, Ascomycota, Eurotiomycetes, Chaetothyriales, Herpotrichiellaceae. Gene Ontology annotation, cellular component: SNARE complex; endomembrane system; membrane. Gene Ontology annotation, biological process: Golgi to vacuole transport; intracellular protein transport; vesicle fusion.